Molecule: messenger RNA, 1065 nt
Organism: Talaromyces atroroseus
Lineage: Eukaryota; Fungi; Ascomycota; Eurotiomycetes; Eurotiales; Trichocomaceae
Exons: 2
Coding region: 1-1065 (354 amino acids)
Biological process (GO): D-sorbitol catabolic process
Molecular function (GO): L-iditol 2-dehydrogenase (NAD+) activity; zinc ion binding
Source: RefSeq, a predicted model, not a curated record
AUGAACCUGUCCUGCCUCCUCUACGGGCCUGGCAAAGUCCGGUUUGAGAACCGGCCGAUACCGACCAUCGACGAUGCUCACGAUGUCUUGGUCCGAAUCUCGUAUGUUGGCGUUUGUGGCAGUGAUGCUCACUUUUGGACUCAUGGCGGUGUGAUGCGGAUUGUCUCUGAAGACGAGCCACUUGUUAUGGGCCACGAGGCAUCCGGCAUUGUACACUCUGUUGGCCAGGCGGUGACCACAGUCACGCCUGGGGACCGCGUUGCCAUCGAGCCUGGAUUCCCAUGUAGACGAUGCAAGCAGUGCAAGGCAGGAAAGUACAAUCUUUGUCCUGGCAUGCAAUUCACGGCAGAUCCUCCGAGAAACCAUGGCACGCUAGCCCGUUUCUUCAGGGCACCGGAAGAUUUUGUCUACAAAGCCCCGGACUCUAUCAGUCUGCAGGAGGCUGUUAUGGUGGAGCCCCUGAGUGUCGCUAUCCAUGGUGCUCGUCUUGCUCCCCUUGCCCCGGGCCAGAACGUGCUCAUCCUGGGAUGUGGCACAAUUGGACUUCUUGCUGCUGCCGUUGCCAAAGCUUUUGGUGCCAGGGCUAUUUUUGUUGCGGACAUCAACAAGGCUAAACUAGAAUUUGCAAAGAAGUUCAUUGCGGGAUAUUCUACAUUCUUUCCCGAUGUGAACUUUACGCCACAGGAGGAGGCAAAGAGGUUCAAGAAAGAAAUGAAACUCGAAGAAGGCGUUGAUGUGGUCUUGGAGUGCACUGGGGUCGAGUCAUCAACUCGAACGGGGAUUUUUGCAUCUGCCGCCGGAGGUGUGUUGGUUCAGAUUGGACUGGGAAAGGCAGACUUGAAUUUGCCUAUUCUAGAUAUGUGCGAGAAAGAAACAGUCCUGAAGACGGCCUGGAGAUAUUCACCUGGUGAUUACGAGAUUGCAAUCAAUAUGCUGGCUUCUGGUAGCAUAUCCGUCAGUGCUCUAAUUAGCAGCGUUUCUCCCUUUGAAGAUGCGGCAGUGGCCUGGGAACGGACCAGAAGGGGCGAGGGAAUCAAGAACGUGAUUGAAGGUGUACGAGACUGA